This is a messenger RNA of Stylophora pistillata, 1202 nucleotides long. Its product is annotated as proteasome subunit beta type-3. Gene Ontology annotation, biological process: proteasome-mediated ubiquitin-dependent protein catabolic process. Gene Ontology annotation, cellular component: cytoplasm; proteasome core complex, beta-subunit complex; proteasome core complex. NCBI's taxonomy places the organism in Eukaryota, Metazoa, Cnidaria, Anthozoa, Scleractinia, Pocilloporidae. The record is from RefSeq and is a predicted model, not a curated record.
UCAGCAGCCGCCAUCUUGAUUACGGUGGUGUGCUCGCGCCACAAAAGAUUUUUCAUCAGACGAAAGUUCGACAAUUUAAAGACAUACCCACAGAAACUUCAAUAUGUCUAUUAUGGAAUAUAACGGUGCUGCCAUCAUAGCUAUGGUCGGCAAAGAUUGUGUCGCAGUUGCGGCAGAUCGACGUUUAGGAAUUCAAGCUCAAACUUUGUCUUGCGAUUUUCAGAAAAUCUUUCAAAUGGGUGACAAGCUUUUUCUGGGUCUUCCUGGGCUAGCGACGGACGUACAAACCGUGUCAAACCGGCUAACUUUCCGCAAGAAUUUGUAUGAACUGCGAGAAAACCGUCAGAUCAAGCCCAAAACUUUCAUGAGCAUGGUGUCAAACUUGCUCUAUGAAAGGAGGUUCGGGCCUUACUUUGUGGAACCGGUGAUCGCCGGGUUAGAUCCGAAGACCAAUGAGCCGUAUAUCGCGACGUUAGAUCUGAUCGGAUGCCCGAUGGAGACGAAAGAUUUUGUGGUGAGUGGCACUUGCUCGGAGCAGAUGUAUGGAAUGUGCGAGUCUCUGUGGGAGCCAGACCUCGAACCAGAUGAUCUGUUCGAAACCAUCUCCCAAGCCUUGAUGAAUGCUGUGGAUCGAGACGCUGUCAGUGGUUGGGGUGGCAUUGUUCAUGUGAUUGAGAAAGAUAAGAUUACGACUAGGACACUAAAAGCAAGAAUGGACUAGACUGUAUGUUGCAUUGCUACUGAAAAUAACACGGCACAUCAACAGCUGUAACCUCGGAUUAGCUCUGUAUUUUGUAGUUAACAGUUUGCUACUAUUUGUUUUCAAAUAUAUGGUUUAACCUUGCAAAACUUGACUUGUUAAAACGAAGCUGUGGAAAAAGCAAAACUGAAGUAGUUUUACCCUGGGGGAGAAGAGACUGUAGGUCUUAGAAAGUUUCAUACAGCCUUACCCCACCCCACUUUACCUUCUUUAUCCACUUACUACCAUACCCAAAGUAGUUUUGCCCUUUUAUAAACUCUUUCAGUUUUAGGAUCAGAUUUGAGAGGAAAAAAAUUUUUGGCAUAGGAAAGUAUUUGAUAUUAUUGUCUACACAGCUUGUUGAAAGUAUAGCCCUGAUCUGUCAGUCUUUUUUGAUUGAUUAUUUAGAUUUUGUUGAUUGUUGAUCCCUGAGAAUCUUCUAUUAAAUCACUGCAUUUGGCAA